Molecule: messenger RNA, 1335 nt
Organism: Gloeophyllum trabeum ATCC 11539
Lineage: Eukaryota; Fungi; Basidiomycota; Agaricomycetes; Gloeophyllales; Gloeophyllaceae
Exons: 6
Coding region: 1-1335 (444 amino acids)
Source: RefSeq, a predicted model, not a curated record
AUGGUACCAUUCCCUCUGACCUGUGGAGGUGGUCGACAUGCAACACCACCAUCUGAGCCUGUCAGUUUGGCAACUCUUCAUCCAUCUACUCCUGAGAGCCCUGAUCCUUUCACUGGGAAUGACUUGGUGCCUUUCUUCUGGACAACUGGUGGUGGUCCUCCUCGAACACCUCCCAAGAAUGGUGCUAUCCCUGUCCAUCCCCACACUCCACCUUCCCUGUCACUUUGGCUGAGAAAUCGGAUUGGUAUUCCUGCUUCUCCUGUUCUCCCACAUGUCUUGCAUUCUCCACUGCCACCCAGUCCAACACAAGAUGUCUUUCGUCCACCCACCCAGUUGCCUGCUUUUGACAUCCCUGCUCUUGGUCCGGAACUUUUUUCUGUUCCUGAUGCUGGCACGGAGCCCCAGAAUAUCCAGGCUCACCAUCAGGAAGAGGAGGAGGAAGAGGGUGAGAAUGGCCACAGAGUCCAAGGUCUCCAUGGUUGCUCUCCUGCACGCAUUCACGAGAUCAGCAUCCAAGCAAUCCACGACUUCUCUGGUGCACUGCAUCAGGCCAUUGAGUCUCUCUGGAGAAAUGCAGAAGCUCAGAGGGAGAUACACCAACAGGAAGACGUCUCAAGAUCCUUACCUGAGCACCAGCCACAUCAAGGUGGCCAUGUGCCAGUUCCUCCACCUACACCUCCACCAGCUGCUGAUGAACCACUUCCACAACAUCACAAUGAAGACUGUGCUGUAUCUGCUGAGGACAAAGCCCUGUUGGAUUCUGUUCGAGAGAAAAUCAUGGGACUGUCUAUGGAGAAGUGUAAUGGAUGUCAUGAGCAAUGGUUUGAUCUGGGAGUCAAGAAUGGCCUAUGCAGCAAAUGCCAGAAGAACAAAAAGUUUCAACCAUCAAACUGCAUGUAUCCUGGACCAGAUGUUCCCAAUCUUCCUGAGCUCAGUCAGAUGGAGGAAAUGCUCAUAUCCCUGUCCAUGCAUUACUCCAAGUCUGGCAGGUUCAUGGCCCACCAUGUCACUGUUGACAGCGACUUGCUCCAACAGGUUCCUGAGGAUGGAUCUGUAUUUGACUGUGUAUGCAACAUCACCACAGAGACUAUGUCAGAGUCCUUUGAGGAGGGGCCACCUGAAGCAGAUGAACCUGACCAGCAAAAUGCAGCCCCCCUCUUCUCCCAUGGAUUUGUUCCAAAUGUCCACACUGCCAAUACUGAACUUGAGGAGCUUCAUGCUGCAGCCUUCCAUAAUGACCAGCCCAUCAUCCUGACAAUGCCUGAAGUCUGGAUGAAGAUGCUGAGGGUCUUGAAUCUGAGAUUCGCUUGGCUGAAGGGGCACAUGUUAUGUUAA